Molecule: messenger RNA, 1500 nt
Organism: Cucumis melo (muskmelon)
Lineage: Eukaryota; Viridiplantae; Streptophyta; Magnoliopsida; Cucurbitales; Cucurbitaceae
Product: uridylate kinase PUMPKIN, chloroplastic
Exons: 7
Coding region: 265-1290 (341 amino acids)
Biological process (GO): UDP biosynthetic process
Cellular component (GO): cytoplasm
Molecular function (GO): UMP kinase activity
Source: RefSeq, a predicted model, not a curated record
UUGUGUGCGUAUAUAUAUACACACACACACAAAAGCGGGAGAUAUUUCCUUUAAGAAAAUGAUGUUAUCCGUUUCCCGGUGACAAUCACUUCAAACAAGAACACACAAGCUUAAAUUCCUUGUUUUGAUUCGAACAACAAGGAGCUGAGUGUGAGACAGAACCCUAAACCCACUUUCACUUUGGCAUUUGGUAGCCGAUAGAGACGAGAAAGGCGGCGUUUUUGGGUGGUGGAGAUAAUCGUCCUUCGUUCUUCGUCUCUUUUAAUGGCAAUUCCCACUUCCCUCAUUCCCACUUUGUCUUUCGAUACUAUCUCUAGCUCUGCUUCUUAUUCUUCUUCCUCCUUUUCAUCGCAAUUUCUUAUUCCCUUCAAGCCCCAUUGCCUUGGUUUAAAGACGGAUAACCCCACCUCAAAUGGGUCGUUCAUUGUUCACUCCUUCGCUCGGGGAUUGGGUUCCAACUCUGCCCCUUUGAAACGGAGCAUGAAGCAUCAGAUAUCAUGUAUCUCUCCUGGUGGAAUGACACUAAGUGAAGCUUCCAUGUCCAUGCCAUCGUAUAAAUGGCAAAGAGUAUUGCUUAAAGUAAGCGGUGAAGCACUUGCUGGUGAUCGGUUGCAGAAUAUUGAUCCAAAGGUUACUAUGGCUAUUGCAAGGGAGGUUGCAGCUGUAACCCGUCUGGGCAUUGAGGUUGCUAUAGUAGUUGGUGGGGGUAACAUUUUCCGUGGAUCCUCGUGGGCCGGAAGUAGUGGUUUGGACCGUUCAUCUGCUGAUUACAUUGGGAUGUUGGCAACAGUCAUGAAUGCUAUAUUUCUUCAAGCCACAAUGGAGAGUAUAGGCAUUCCUACACGAGUGCAGACAGCAUUUCGCAUGUCCGAGGUUGCAGAGCCAUAUAUUCGACGUAGGGCUGUGAGGCACUUGGAAAAAGGAAGAGUUGUGAUCUUCGCAGCUGGUACAGGCAAUCCGUUUUUCACUACAGAUACUGCAGCAGCCCUCCGUUGCGCAGAAAUUAAUGCUGAAGUUCUGCUGAAAGCGACAAAUGUUGAUGGGGUUUAUGACGAUGAUCCGAGGCAAAACCCAAACGCACGUCUACUCGAGACUCUUACGUACCAGGAGGUGACUUCUAAGGACCUUUCAGUGAUGGACAUGACAGCCAUCACUCUAUGCCAGGAAAACAACAUUCCUGUUGUUGUCUUCAAUCUAACAAAACCUGACAACAUCUCAAAAGCCAUAAAGGGUGAGAGAGUUGGAACGUUGAUCGGCGGAACAUGGAACUCAAUGAUAGCAAGUACAUGAAGGUGAUUAUUGUAUGGGAAAUCCAUUAUGUAAGAGCUCGUUAGUAGGGAUUUGACAGGAGAUUUAGGGCUAUCUCUAUAUCUUUUCAAAUUGAUAGCUGUCUUGAAUUUAUAAGAUGAUUUAUUUUGUAAAUAACCUAGUGAAACUGAGGCUGAAAGUUCAACUCUUCAUCUAUUGUUGAAUGGACGUCAGAUUUUGUUUUUGGAACAA